GUAGGUCACGUGACGUUGAGUUCGCUGCGUCUGUGAAGUCUGUCGGUUUUGUUCAAGUCUUAGAUCUACUUAUUUUUUAAACUCUCGUUGUGAUUGGAAUGUAAAUGCGUACAAAUCGAGGAAACAAAAUGUGACCAAAUCUCCCCGGAUUUGUUUAAUAGCCUAUUUCAGACAUGAAAACCCUACCGCCACUAGAUCUUGCAGGGGUAUCUCCAAGUAGAAGCACAUCGUCCCAUUCAUCAGAAGCAAUUCCCACACAUAAGAAUGUGAAUGUUAGCGACCUGGUUGAGCAACCUCGUCCUUCUCCGUCCAAUAGUGAGGAACUGGUUCAAAAUGGUGCUCAAAGAACGACUACUUGCCAUGUCAACACAGAAGACACUGGUAUUGGACUGCAAGAUAUGAAACUAAAUGAUCACUUCCUAAACCAGUUCGAACCCAGUGUUCAGAGCAAGCUGAAGAUGAUAACAGCAGCACACCAGAAUGCUAAGAAGUACUUGGACAUUACAGUCACUGCGCUCAAGAACCAGAAACAAUACCUCAAGUACAUGUCCGAGCAGAACAAAGAGUACCAGGUGAAGCUUGAGAGCCUUGAGUUAGAGCUGAGACGGGAACAGGCUCUCAAGGACAAGGCAGAGCGAGACACCCAUAUGUGGAAAGCCCAGUGUAACAAGGCCGAGGCCACCUUCAACAAAGUCCAAUCGCGUAAGACACAGAUACAGGUUAGUUUGGCUCAGAUGUACGACAAAUACGACUCUCUGAUGUCGGAAAAUCAGUCCUUGAGGAGACUAGUAGAAAACCUGUCUUCAAGCGGGGAGGAGAAACGACUCUGCUUGAUGCCUGCCCGUAAACCAAAGCAAGCCCCACCAAGAACUGUGCCAGCUGAAGCUAGGAGCGACACAAUGGUGCGUUUGCCUCCAAUUGCCAAAUCAAGUCGGAGCAGAGCUCUGAACAAGACCAAACGGCCAGGACAGACGUCCCUGCCACUUAUUGAACAGGAUAGACUCAAUCUACAAGGCGACAUAGAGACAGCCACAUCCCUAAACCAGUCUCCAUACCGAUCCGCAAUCCUUCUUCCAAUAUGGCCGUGUUUGCUGGUUGGUGACGUCCUCUGUGAUAAGUGAGAGAUAGCGGACGACUGUUCCUUAUAAUAGGAUGGGUUGAGCUCGUGAGCUCUUCUUGUUGUCUACGCGUUUCUGUGUCUGUUGGGUAUCAUGGUUGACGUAUAUAUUUAUAUCAGUAUGUUUUGAGUAUAUGGAGAUAAAAGCGGGUUGUGCACACUUUGCGUAAUCCGCUGAAAAUGAGUGCAGCUUUGCGUUAAUCUGCUGAAAAUGUAUGCACGCUUUGCGUAAAUCUCCUGUAAAUUAGUGCACAGUUUGCAUAAAUCCGCUGAAAAUGUGUGCACGCUUUGCGUUAAUCUGCUGUAAAUGUGUGCACGCUUUGCGUAAAUCAGCUGAAAAUACGUGCACGCUUUUCGUUAAUCUUCUGAAAAUGUGUGCACAGGUUGUGUUAAUCCGCUACGCAAAAUGCACACGCCGGUUUGUGCGUUCACACCCCAAUAAACGCAAAAUAUAUAGACGUAAGUUCCUAAUUGACUAAAGUUGUCCUACAUAUAUAUUGUAUUGACGUGUGCUCGUAUUCAACCCUCGCAUUCUCUUCUGGUUAAACUGUUUCAAAGAUGCAAACUCUUGGUGUGUAUACCCAUCAAUUUAACACGAGAUUCCCCUGGGAUUUUCAGUAUAGCCGCCAAGAUGCUUGCAUUAACUGAGAUAUAAAAAGAUCUCUGGACACUCACCAUACAAUGUUUAAUUCCAUUUGUUUCAGUUUUGAUUUUUGUAAAUUUUGGUUUAGUCCUUGAUGGACUCUAAUGUAUUUUACAUUUAAGGUUACAGGGUUCAAUGUAUUUUUCAAUAUAUGAGUAUCUAAUGAUUAAUUUCUGAAUAAUAGCAUGUAAUAUGGUAUUACCCAUAAAAUGUGCUUGUUACACAGUUAAACAUUUACAUUUGUUGCAGACUGAAUUCUUCUUACUUUAAGGUUUCAGAAGUUGGAGCUUUGUGUUAGCUUGCAUCAUAUGACAAAGUCUUACAUUCAAUUUAAUUUACUAGUUGUGACAGUUUCAUUUUCAUUUCAUUUCAGGUAUUCUAUGGUAUAUUGAAAUUACAAUUUGAGAGAGUAGAAGUGAUAAAACAUUUUAAUUGUUUAUAAAUGUUGACAUGUUAAGAUAACGUCAGGCUUGAUUUGUUGUAUUUGAAUAAACAAAACAAAUCGUCA
Molecule: messenger RNA, 2268 nt
Organism: Haliotis rufescens (red abalone)
Lineage: Eukaryota; Metazoa; Mollusca; Gastropoda; Lepetellida; Haliotidae
Exons: 6
Coding region: 174-1121 (315 amino acids)
Source: RefSeq, a predicted model, not a curated record